AUGUCGAUGAGCGUUCUACAGAGGCAGCGUCUGGCUGCAAUUCCACUUCAGUGUUCAAUCCAAUGUACCCGCGCCUUUUCCACCUCUCCCGCUUCCCGAAAUGCCCAUUCAAAGGCACCCAGGAAACCCCACGACAUUGACCCCCGAUGGCUUACCAUGACCAAGAGGAGGAUUGGAAAAUGCAUAAUGUUUGGCCUGAAGCAGCCACAGAUCCAGGAAGCAGGACAAAUACUCCAGCAGCUGGCGAGGGAUUGGCGCGAGUUGAUCGCCGGCAGUCAUGUCAACAAUGUCACGUAUGUCAGAUAUGCCGAAACAGCGCGCGUCUAUUUCACCCGGAACUACGCCAUGUAUGUAGAUCCUGCGCACAAGAAAGAGUGGAUGAAUCUUGUCAGCAACAGAGGAAUCGGCGUUAUUCUGCGGAGUAUUAAGAUUGAUUAUAAAUUUCCCAUGAUGUACCCCGACAAGGUCACAGUCUAUCACAAGUUGGUGCAUGACCCGGAAUCGCCACACUCCUCGCAGCAUGCCUUUCAUCUCCAAGUUAUGAUCCUCUCGGAAUCGCGCCAACGACCCGCUGCCCGGUGUCAUGAGGACCUGGUCAUAUACGACUACAAGCUGGGGAAGAAAUCCGUAAUGCCGCCAUUCCUUAUGGAACAGUUCAAAACCACAUGGAAGCUCCAAGAGCAAGCCAAAAAUCUCUGGCAGGCGCGGAUUCUGGAAAUCGAAGAUAGGGUUCGAACGCUCGAAGCAGAGAGUUGGGACCGUGAAGGUGCAGUUGAGGACACCGGUUCGGCGAAGAGGUAA
Aspergillus tanneri is the source of this 801-nucleotide messenger RNA. Its product is annotated as thioesterase family protein. Gene Ontology annotation, molecular function: fatty acyl-CoA hydrolase activity. The transcript has 3 exons. The record is from RefSeq and is a predicted model, not a curated record. Lineage: Eukaryota; Fungi; Ascomycota; Eurotiomycetes; Eurotiales; Aspergillaceae. Bases 1 to 801 code for a protein of 266 amino acids.